Molecule: messenger RNA, 3228 nt
Organism: Labeo rohita (rohu)
Lineage: Eukaryota; Metazoa; Chordata; Actinopteri; Cypriniformes; Cyprinidae
Gene: klhl23
Product: kelch-like family member 23
Exons: 4
Coding region: 519-2195 (558 amino acids)
Molecular function (GO): protein binding
Source: RefSeq, a predicted model, not a curated record
GGCAACUACACACCAAUAAUUCACCGUCGCUAAGCUAUAAACAAACGCUCUUGCGUUCAGAAAAUGCUGAAGCGUUUCGAAUGGAUUAAUUCUUGGUGUUCGUUCGCCCUUGGUACGGUUUCCCUCAGGCGUUAUUAUGCAACGGCUUUAAUCCUUAUUAGGAUUAUACGCUCAACACUGUCGUGACAACUGAAACGUGAAAACUGGUAUUACGUCUCAGUUGACUGAAACAUCAAAACUGCUUUUUGAACAUGUCUUUAUGAAGAUGGGAUGACUGUUUUGGUCACAUGGCUGAAGGACGCGGCUGUGUUGAAUCAGUAGUGGCCGGUGACAGCAGCGAGUCUCCUGCUCCACACAGAUACCAAAAUAGGAGCUCGACAUUCUCUAGUGGCUGACGCUAAAUUCAGGGGCCACAUGUCUGAUCUGUCCGAGCACAAGCCGCACUGUUGGGGAUAAAACUUCUCCAGCGAACUGAAGAAAGGACGAGUGUCAAUCUGUCAUUAUACGAGUCAGUUGCAAUGUCAGGAAAAGCUCAAAGUGGUUACUCCUAUGAGUUCUGCGAUGCUUCUCACUCCUCCGAGGUGCUGGAAGCUCUUCAUGAGUUUCACAGCAGCGGUCUGUUCACAGACAUCACCCUGCAGUCCUCGUCCGGACAGCUCUUCCACUGCCACAAGGCCGUCCUAUCUGCCCGCAGCUCCUAUUUCAAGGUAAUGUUCACCUUAGAUAUGAGAGAACGUUUGAACGACACCAUCAACCUACCUUGCAUAAACGGAGAGGUUCUGGGAGCUUUGGUGAGCUACGUCUACACUUCAAAGAUCAGCAUAACUCAAAACAACGUCCAAAGUCUUCUGGAGGCCGCAGACCUGUUGCAAUUUAACUCGCUUAAGAAGGCAUGCGAGAAUUUUUUGAUUCGUCUCCUGGAUGUGGAUAACUGCCUCGGGAUGCACUCGUUCGCCGAGCUUCACGUGUGUUGUGAUUUGCAGCGUGAGGCUUUGAGGAUCACACUGAGUCGCUUUGAAGAACUCACACUUCAGGAAGAGUUCCUAGAAGUGGAUUUCCAAAAGCUGUUGAUGAUAUUAUCAACAGAGAACCUCAAUGUGUGGAAGGAAGCGACGUUAUUGGACGCGGUGGUCAAAUGGGUCGCCCACGACGCAGCUUCUCGAAUAGAUCACCUUCAAGAGCUUCUCAAUUCCAUUCGUCUCAAAAUAGAUGAUGCUUACCUCAAAACCGCUUUGGAUCUACGCAAACAUUGCUCUGAAAGCAAACUGCGAUCUCUGAUUCUUACCUCCUUAAAACCCAGCAAAGGUUUCUCACAGCGCUGCAAAAAACUAACAUGCAGUUUGUAUGUUAUUGGUGGAUAUUACUGGCAUCCAUUGUGUGAAGUCCACACGUGGGACCCUGUUUCCAACACGUGGGUUCAGGGCAAAGACAUGCCUGAUUUUGAACGAGAGAGUUAUAGCGUGGCACUUCUAGGCCCUGAUAUCUACGUGACUGGAGGAUACAGGACACAGACUGUUGAUGCUUUAGACACCGUGUGGAUUUAUAACACAGACUCGGAUGAAUGGACUGAAGGAUGUCCCAUGAUCACAGCCAGGUAUUACCACUGCUCCGUGGCUUUACGUGGAUGCAUAUACGUCAUUGGUGGAUAUACGGCAGGAGCUCCUACGCGAGAAACUGAGUUUUAUGAUCCUUUGAAGAAGAGAUGGUUUCCUGUGGCUGAUAUGAUACAAGGUGUGGGAAAUGCAACCGCUUGCGUGGUGAACGACAGAGUCUAUGUGACUGGAGGUCAUUAUGGAUACAGAGGAACCUGCACUUAUGAGAAGAUUCAGACUUACCGGCCAGAUAUCAACGACUGGAGCAUCACAACGAUAUGUCCACAUCCUGAGUACGGCCUUUGCUCGGUCUCCUUGAACAAUAAGCUUUAUCUGGUCGGCGGUCAGACCACCAUCAUAGACUGCUACGAUCCCGAGCGAGAUGAGUGGAGACAGAUGUGUGCGAUGAAGGAGAGAAGGAUGGAGUGUGGCGCAGCUGUUAUAAAUGGAUGCAUCUAUGUAGCAGGUGGGUAUUCAUACUCUAAAGGGACGUAUCUGCAGAAUAUAGAGAGGUAUGACCCUGAGAUAGACUGCUGGGAGAUUGUGGGAAACCUCCCAUCGGCUGCGCGCUCACACGGCUGCGUUUGUGUGUUCAGCGUGUGAAAUCACAGCACAAUCACUGUCUGUAGUGCCAUGUCCAGUGGGGUCUAAAAGUCUGAGAAAAAAUUUAUUUAAACAUGGAUGUAGUGUUAACGCAGAUGUUGUAAAGUGAAAAGGCAAUACUUAAGUUUCCGAAUGAAUUCAGGGUUCCUACAUAUUUUCCAUUUCAAAAUUCCAUACUUUUCCGGGUAUGGAUUUCUCCAUGGAUCUUUCCAUACUAUCUUUUUUCAGACCGUGAAUGUAUUUAAAAUCCGGCUGCUAACAUGUUGACUACAUAUGCUAUUAUGCUGCCAAAUAAUUGUCGGAAUAUUGUAGUCAUGUACACUACCAGUCAAACGUUUUUGAACAGUAAGAUUUGUAAUGUUUAUAAAAGAAGUUUCUUCUGCUCACCAAGCCUGGAUUUAUUUGAUCUGAAGCACAGCAAAAACAGUAAAGUUCUGAAAUAUUUUUACUAUUUAAAGUAACUGUUUUCUAUUUGAAUAUAUGUUAAAAUGUAAUUUAUUCCUGUGAUUUCAAAGCUGAAUCUUUAGCAUCAUUACUCCACUCACAUGAUCCCUCAGAAAUCAUUCUAAUAAUAGCUGAGCAGAUUUGUAACAUUAUAAAUGUCUUUAUUAUCAGUUUUGAUCAAUUUAAAGCAUCCUUGCUAAAUAAGCUUUUGAAUGGUAUAGUGUAUAAUGCUACAAAAUAUUUUUAUUUCAGAUAAAUACUGAUCUUUGGAUCUUUAUAUUCAAACAAUCCUAAGAAAAAAAGUACUCCACUGUUUUAAAUACUGAUAAUAAUAAUGAAAAAUGUUUUUGAACAGCAAAUCAGCAUAUUGGUAUGAUUUCUGACAGUGUCAUGUGACACUGAAAAUUUAGCUUUGAUCACAGGAAUAAAUUACAUUUUAAAAUGCAUUCAAAUAGAAAGCAGCUAUUUUAAAUAGUAAAAAUAUUUCACAAUAUUACUGCUUUUGCUGUAUUUUGAAUCAAAUAAAUGCAGGGUUUGUGAAAAAAGAGAAUUCUUUAAAAAAAAAAAAAAAAAAUUAAAAUCUUUAAAA